Molecule: messenger RNA, 1191 nt
Organism: Plasmodium fragile
Lineage: Eukaryota; Apicomplexa; Aconoidasida; Haemosporida; Plasmodiidae
Exons: 3
Coding region: 1-1191 (396 amino acids)
Source: RefSeq, a predicted model, not a curated record
AUGGACCAGGAACAACAGAACAUGUUCAGGUGUGAAGUGGUAAAUAUCUUUGGACAUUUACUGAAGGAGAAGUAUUGUUCAGAGCAAAAAGGAUACAGGAGAGGUGUAGAAUAUUCUCGGAUAGUAUUCAGGAAUAUGCAGAGCGCGGGCACAGAUGGAGCUGGAGUACUGGAUGGUCCUGUUAUACAAGGCAAGUGUACUGCGUGCGGGUACGGCGAGAAUCGAAGGUGGGCACACGCGAUAAAUUUGAAAGUAGUAGAGUGGCUCAUGGGGCAAGCAGCGAUAUUGGCAGAAAUACAGGCAAUGGAAAAGGCAAUGCCGUGUACUGAUAAAUGGAAAGAUUACAUUACGAACCUGGACCAGGAGCAGAACCCUAUUAAGGAUGGGAACACAGAAGGGGGAACGCUCAAAGACCGUUUGAGCGACGCAGGGAAGAAGAAGAUAGAAGACGCAGAGCAGAAGCUGGAAGGAGCAGUAACAAAGAUAAUUGAGAAAGUCGCGAAAGAUAAAGACGACAUACUGCAGCAAGCAAAGGAGGCGUUUCACGACGUGCAGAAGAACGCGGACCAGGACGCCACCGACACGACACGUGCGGAGACGGAGAACACGAAAGAGGUCCCAAGUAAUGGCCACAAAGACGUGAAGAAAGACGAGACCAAAGCAGAGAAAAAGGGUGACCAGCAUGCUCAGGCACCAAUCCCCUCGGUACCCGCAGCACCCACAGCAGAGGCAGGAGGAGCCCAGAAACCACAUGGAGCAGCAGGAUCACCAGGACGAUCGGAUCAAGGAGCUGGCGACACCACCGUAGUAUCGCAACCUGGAGUAGGUGCAGCUCAAGGACCAGGACCUGGACAACCCCCCCCACCUCCUCCACCCGUGGAGUCACCUGAGGACGAACAAGGCCCGAAGAAACCACACCAAGAAGGUAAGUGUGCAAAGGGAAGUACCGUAUUCCAUGAGACAAAUGUGGGCAGGGGUCUCUCUGGUUCCUCAUCAAGUAUCACUAUCUCCUUCACACCGCGCCCCGGAACUGAUGAUGACUGUGACCAGAAGCCCAAAGACUCGGGACCAGGCGAUGCCGUCGCCGCUGGUAGCGGCAACGAUGACCCCCCUCCUCUCAAUCCGCCCAAACCAAAACCGAAUCCGAACCCAAAUCAGGCGGGGUCCAGCGGCCACAAUAGUCACGGUUGA